AUGAAUCAAUUGAUUAAUGUUAUUGAUUAUAAAAAAAGUAUACGAAUAACGAUUGAUAAACUUGAUCUUAUAUGGUCUGAAGCUGGCAUCCCAACGUGUGGGAAAAAAUAUGCCUUAAAAAAAUUUGAAAAAAUAUUAGAGGAAGACAAAAAAUUACAAAAAUGUUCUCGACGAAGACGGUCUGCUACACAGAUAAAAAAUGAAGCAGUUUUUCAUCAAAAAUUGACAAAGUUAUUCGAUAUUGCCAAAGUAAAUGUCGAAAAAUAUCUCACUGAUGAAAAAAAAUUGUUUUUAUCCGGUCAACGUUCAAAAAGUAGAUUUGGUUUGAUAAAUAAUAGUGUUGGAUUAAAUCCAGAGGAAAAUCCUGACGAUGCUAUGGACGUAGAGCCUGUUGAUACAAAUGAACCUGAGCCUAACGUCGCUCUAGCAACCCAAAAAUCUGCAAUAUUUCGAUCGAACUUGUCAGCUACAACAAGUCAUGUAUCUACUGAUGUAUCUGAUUUUGAAAGUCAACUCAGCCAACCAAAACAAAUUCCAAAAAUUGAUGUAAUGACACCUGAACUCUGUGCUGCACUCGAUCGAUCAAAAGUCACUCAUAGGAAUGCCAUUUUCAUUUUAGCUGCUGCGUACAAAAGUGUUGGAAUUGAUUUGUCAACUCUAAAUCUGAGUUACAGUACAAUUUACCGAGCGCGAAAUAAAUAUAGAUCAAAUAUUACUAAGGAUCUUAAAUCAGAAUUUCACAAAGACGAUCGUUAUGUGGUGCAUUGGGAUGGAAAAAUUCUCAGUGAUAUUAAAGGUUCAGAAACUGUAGAGCCGUAUUGCAGUUCUCUUUAUCAGUUUCUGGGGUUGAUCAACUUCUCGGAGUUCAAAGCUGACGAUGGAAGUGCUCUUAAACAAGCUUCAGCUGUUAUUGACACUUUGAACCAGUGGGAAGUUGCUCCGUAUGUAAAAGCAAUGUGUUUUGAUACGCCACCUGUAAAUACUGGUAUUCACAAAGGAACUUGUGUUAUGAUCGAAAAAAGCACUUGGCAGAAAGAUUAG
Messenger RNA from Cotesia glomerata, 1041 nucleotides. RefSeq lists its product as uncharacterized. NCBI's taxonomy places the organism in Eukaryota, Metazoa, Arthropoda, Insecta, Hymenoptera, Braconidae. Bases 1 to 1041 code for a protein of 346 amino acids. The record is from RefSeq and is a predicted model, not a curated record. The transcript has 4 exons.